Molecule: messenger RNA, 1051 nt
Organism: Scomber japonicus (chub mackerel)
Lineage: Eukaryota; Metazoa; Chordata; Actinopteri; Scombriformes; Scombridae
Gene: ppp1r3g
Product: protein phosphatase 1 regulatory subunit 3G
Exons: 2
Coding region: 16-822 (268 amino acids)
Biological process (GO): regulation of glycogen biosynthetic process
Cellular component (GO): protein phosphatase type 1 complex
Molecular function (GO): protein phosphatase 1 binding; glycogen binding
Source: RefSeq, a predicted model, not a curated record
GGCAGCCGGGCAGACAUGUCCCGUUACACCGGGGGAGAGCCCGCGGAGAACGGCCUGGAGGAGCAGGAGGAAGAGGAGGAGGAGGAGGAGGAGGAGGAGGAAGAUCUGGACGACGAGGUGGACGCGUCUCACCUGGAGAAGUUCAUGAGAGACAGGAGGAGAGCUCAGUCCCUGCCCGCCUACCCGGCAGCGCUCCUGGACGGCGUCCCCGGUAGUAACGGGAGGAAACGGGUGAAGUUCGCCGACUCGAUGGGUCUGAACCUGGCGAGCGUCAAACACUUCAGCACCAUGGAAGACCCGCAGAUCCCCAGCAAGGUCCUGUCCCGGCACAGGAGCUUCCCGCCGCCGCAGCAGGACUCACUCACCGACCUGUGCCACAGUUUUAAGACCAGUCUGGAGAUGGACCGGCUGGUCGCGUGCUUCCCGGAGCCACGAGACCCGGAGAGCAGAGUGCAAAAGCUCCGUGUCUGUCUGGAGAAGGUCUCCAUCACACACUUUGACGUGCGGGGGAAGAUCCGGGUGUUCACCGGCUGCGCUGACAGAGAAGUCGGAGUCAGGUACACCUUCAACAACUGGCUCACCCACGUGGACGCGCAGGCUCUGUCCGUGCCCGUGGAUCAGCCGGGCCUCGUGGGGGAGAGGUACAGCUUCACCGUGUACACGCCGCCCUUCAUGGAGCCCGGCUCGGCUGUGCACUUCGCUGUCUACCUGAAGAAUGAGGAAGGGGAGUUCUGGGACAACAACGAGGGGCAUAACUACACCCUCAGGUACUACUGCAUGCCCAGCAGCAAGUUUACCAGCGCGGCCUUCCACGCCACCUGACCGGCGCGUGCGUCAUGCUAAAGCUAGCUCUCCACCUGAUUCAUUUCUCUGUUUCUCUGAAGGACAACAACUACAACAUGUAUGGAUAUUCUUCUUCUUCUUCUUCUUCUUCUUCUGUUCCGCUCGGAUCGAUGGACUCUGGUCACCGCUGCUCCUUGGACUCCUGACUUCUGUUAAUGAGAAUAAAAUAUGUUAAUGAAGCUAAAAAUAAAACGUAUGAAUAACUUCA